Dermatophagoides farinae (American house dust mite) is the source of this 2810-nucleotide messenger RNA. Lineage: Eukaryota; Metazoa; Arthropoda; Arachnida; Sarcoptiformes; Pyroglyphidae. The record is from RefSeq and is a predicted model, not a curated record.
UUUUGCCAAGAAUCAUUGGCGAAUCACUAUAUCAACUGCUGCUAAUGAAUCAGAGUAUAUCAUCGUCAUCAUCAGCAAAAUUCAUGCUUCAUGAUGAUGAUGAUGAUGAUAUUCAAUCGAAACCGGUUACUGUUACAAUAUGCAGAGUGUGUGUGUGUGUGUGUGUGAAUUUAGAAUUUAUUAAAUUUUCAAAUUAAAUUGACCAUAUCUACUCACAUUAUUAAUGACAACAAUCAUCAGUCAGUCGAUAAAAUGCCAAUUUUCCUUGAACCACUGAAAGUCGCGUUGAUAAUCACCGAAUAAAAUUGAAAUUUGGACAUCUACAAUAUCCAAUAUCCAAUUUUCCUAAACCAACAUCGUAUCGAUUACAUGAUUAUAAUUUGAAUAAAUAAAUAUAUGCUUGACUAUUAUUGAUUACCAAUUUAUCAUUUUUUCAGUUUGAUAUUUAUUACCACCACCAAUCAAGAAGCAAACAAUCGCUCAAGGAACAAACUAGUAAUAAUCAUCAGAGCAAAAACAAACGACUCGACCAUUUCAUCUCGUCAUUUUCAAAUUGGAUUCACUCGAUGCUAGAGAUGGCUUUCAACGUUUUGAUCGCUAUCACCAUAUCGGUGGUAACCAUUUAUUUCUACGUUAACCGCAAGAAAUUGUCCCAAUCCAUAAUACAGUUCCAACGCGUCUGCAACAAAUACAACUAUGACAAACAAUCCAUCGAACACAAGACCCCGAACGGAGAAGUGGUUCGCUAUUCGAAAUACGUGCCGAAAGACGCCAACGAUCCACUCAACGACCAACCACCCAACGACCCACUCAAGCUAAAUUACAUCACUCACUACUACGACCAGUGUCGUACCAUGAACGACGUUCUCACCACCGGAGCCAAACUCAGUAUUGACGGCAACUGCGUUGGAUCCAUCAACAAGGCCAGAAAUGGCGUCGACUGGCUCACAUUCGAACAGGUACUGGUUCGCAACAAACACUUUGGCGACGGCUUGCUUCAGCUGGGUCUCAAGCCGAAACUGACGUUUGGUAUAUAUUCGAUGAACACGCCAGAAUACACGAUUGCCGAAUAUGCAUGCUACCGCCACUCGAUCGUCGUCAUACCGAUCUACGAAACGUUGGGCUCCAACAUUUGUGCUUUCAUCGCCAAACAGGCCGAACUGAGCACCAUUUUUUGUGAUACUCUUGAUCGUGUGGUCAACGUUCUUAACAACGCGAGCGACUUUCAAUUUCUCAAACAUAUCAUCGUCUCGCAUCAUGAUGACGAGUCCAUUUCCGCCUGGUCCGAUAAUCAACAGCAUCUGGAGACUCUGAAAUCAAAGGCCCAAUCGCUUGGUCUCACACUUCACUCGAUGAAACAGGUGGAACAAUUGGGCCAGCAAAACGCCCAACAGGACCAUCCGCCAGGACCGGACGAUUUGGCCGUCAUCUGCUACACGAGUGGCACGACCGACGCUCCAAAAGGCGUCAUGUUGUCGCACGAAAACAUUGUGGCCAACUUUUCGACCAUCAUGUUUCAUCUGGACGAAUAUCAUAUCGCCAACACUGACGUGUUGAUAUCGUAUUUACCACUGGGUCACAUGUUUGAAAGAGUUUGCGAGGCUGGUACAUUGGCUGCUGGUGGAAAAAUUGGCUACUUUAGCGGUGACAUCAAGCGUCUGUCGGACGAUAUGAAAAUCAUCAAGCCAACAUUCUUCCCUUGCGUUCCUCGAGUGCUCAAUAAAAUCUACAGCAAAAUUCACGAAAACGUCAGCUCGAGUGCCAUCAAGUCGUGGCUACUGAAAACGGCUUUCGAGUCUAAACUGCGUCAAUAUGAAAACGGAAUCUUUGAUAACAACACUUUUUGGGACCUGUUGAUUUUCAACAAAAUUCGCGCUCUCUUUGGCGGCCACGUUCGCCUCAUUCCGGUCGGAUCGGCUCCAAUCAACGGAAAAGUGCUCAACUUUUUGCGUUGUGCACUCGGCUGCCAUAUCCUGGAAGGAUAUGGCCAAACCGAAUGCGUGUCUGCUGCUACAGUGACCUCCAUCGGUCAUUACGAAACUGAUCACGUGGGCGUACCGUUGAACGCUGCCUGCAUCAAAUUGGUGGAUGUUCCCGACAUGGAUUAUCUGGUAUCCCAAGGAAAGGGUGAAGUGCUCAUCAAAGGAUCGAUCGUUUGCAAAGGCUACUACAAGGAUCCGAAAAAGACACAGGCCACCAUCGACCAAGAUGGCUGGCUCUACACUGGCGACAUUGGCAAAUUCAACGAGAACGGAACAAUCAAAAUAAUCGACAGGAAAAAGGACAUUUUCAAGCUGGCACAGGGUGAAUACAUUGCGCCCAGCAAGAUUGAGGAUAUUCACAUGCAGUCGCCGUACAUUAUGCAGAUAUUCGUCUAUGGUGAUAGCUACAAGUCCUGUUUGAUUGCAGUUGUCGUGCCCAAUCUGGCUCUCAUCCAGGAAGUGUUUAAAACACGGGGCAAAAUUCUCGACUUGAACAACAACGAUGAAUUACGAGCAAACAAGGAAAUCAAACAAUUCAUCAUGGAAGAGAUGCAAAAGUGGAACGGAAUCGCCAAACUGAAAUCGUUCGAAAAGGUUCGCGAUGUCUACAUCUACCCCGAAGGAUUCACCAUCGAAGAAGGAUUACUUACGCCGACGUUGAAAAACAGAAGAUUCGCCUUGAAAAAUCACUUUAAACAACAGAUUGUAGAUCUCUACAGCAAACUGGAAUAACGCGACUUGUCUCGAUUGAAAUUGUCGUCCAUGCUUAAUAAUUAAUAAUUUAUAAUUUAAUGAUGAUUAUUAAUAAGAUUAUUAUUAUUAUAUUAA